UCGGGCGGUUCACAGGCGUUAAGGUGAUUCACGUGUACCAGUGGUGUUUUUUUUCUCUCGCUUACAUCGUAUCGUCACGAAAUAACACAUGCACGCGGUCCGUUUUGCCGUAGAGUAAUGUACAUGUGGACAAUGAAAACGUGCUGUUUUGUACUGCGAAAAAGCAGAAACACUAAUAACAGAGAAACAGAAUGAGCAGAAAACAGUAAACAAGCAGAUUCGUUAUCCAGUUUCGUGUGGUUAUAGGUGUGCGCCGCGGUUACUCGGUUGGGCUAAAGGGCACACGGCCAGCCUCUCUAUUAUGCGCCAGUGAAAGCGCAUUGCACACGAAAAAUUACAUGGUUGACUAGCCAGCCCUUUUCCAGUGGGUGGAGAAGAAGGGUGUUCUGGGCCAGUUAGAAGGAUUCCGGUGCACAAGAGCGUCGAGGUAUGAAAUUACGUGCUACGGAGUUAUUACGAACCAGUGGUGAAAAGUAAUCGUGCAACACGCAACAAACGUGGCUGCGAAUGUGCAUUUCGGCUUAUUGAGAGCGUGCGUUUAAGUGUGGUUGUUUGUGUGCGUGUGUGUGCAACGAAGAGGAAAAAGUGGGAAGAAGUAAUCAACGAAAAUAAUCUCCAAUCAAAUGAAGCGCGAAGAAAGUGAGUGGUGUUUAUAGUGCUGUUUGGAAAUAAAAAUAAUCAAAAUAGAGAGCAAAUCCAUCGCUGAUGAGCGUUCCUCGUUCCCCGAGUCGAUUGUGAAAGAGUGUGCAAAGAAGCAGAGGCAAAAGCAGAAAAGCCAAUUGAAGCGAAGUUAAUUAAAUGUACGUGAAAGGCAAAUAAACAACACACUCGAAGAAGCGAGAAGACGAGACGAGGAGGAGCAAUUGGAAUACACAAAUAAAUACACAACCGUGUGCGCCUGUGUAAACAGCGCUCAACACAUUGGCUCUAACCAAGUGAAUAGUGCGUGAAAGAGUGCGGACUGUGAGACAUCGAUUUAUACUAGCGGCUACUAAUUCCAGCGCAGAGGCCGGGGCAUCAAUUGAAAGCAGUUCAAUAGGUAGGCGAAAAGUCCAAUGGCACCGAAAAAGUAAAGUAGGUGUACUUUUCCACGUCGGAAUUUCAGCCAAACAAACGCCAGAAAGAAAGCCGAUUAGCGCAGAACUUUCACAGUCAAUUAGAUAGAGUACGCAACAGCAGGGGAAUCGUUCGUGAACCGCAAUCCUGAGGCGAAGGCGCGCAGCCCGAUGGUUUCACGUGGCUAUUGAUGGUCCCCAUCACAGGCGGCAGCGUUAUCGUAAUCUUGUAGCUUAUUGAUUAGAGCGCCCGACAACGAUAACAACGCACACACGACGCAGCACGCAGCAGCCCUGGACCGUGUGAAUGCUGGCCAGUCGCCAGUGCAGUAGCUAGCACCGUCGGAACAAGAUUCAUAAUUUUCGCAUUUCGUCAGCAUCCUGGAGCGCUUCCGGAGCUAUCAUCGGCGACGAUGGACUCCCAGCGACAACAGCAACGACAUCAACGGAAACGGAAGCGGUGGCACUCGACAACAGUAGGAGGGAGUCUGUCACUGUGGUGGAUGCUGCUUGCCGGUGGUUUGCUGUGCUUGCUGCUGACAGCAGGAGGCGGAUAUGCAGAUUCCGAUUUCACCCAGCAGUGUAAUAAGUGCAAAUGUGGCUGGAAAAGCGGCAAAAAGAGCGCGGAUUGCGCCAACCUGAACCUGGAGCUAGUGCCGAACGAUAUGAGCUCGGAGCUGCAGGUGCUAGAUCUGUCCCACAACUAUAUCGGAGAGAUUAGAGCGCGGGAACUAAUGCAGGCUCGCCUGCAGAACUUACACAAACUGUACAUCAAAAACAGUACGGUCGAAAGUCUGCAUCGCGAUGCCUUCCGAAAUCUGACCAUUCUAAUCGAGUUGGACCUCUCGAUGAACAAACUGAAACGGCUUGAUCCGGGCCUAUUUGACGACCUGAAAAAGAUCCGAGCUAUAACGUUGAGCAACAAUCAAAUCGAACGAAUAGAGAACAAUUUGUUCCAAAACUUGAAAUUUCUCACGAAAGUUGAACUACAAAGCAACCUGAUCUAUCGGAUAGCACAGCAUAGUUUCAACAACGUUCCGGCCCUGUCGCAGAUCGAGUUGGACUUCAACCGACUGCAGAUUCUGCGUAAAGAAACAUUCCUUAAUCUGGAGAAACUGACCAGUUUAUCGUUGACGAACAACCCGUGGAAUUGCAGUUGCACACUGCGUAACUUUAGCGAAUUUGUGAUAAGCCGCAGCCUGUAUCGGUCGCCAACGACUUGCGCUCAGCCCCCGCAUCUGGCCGGUAAGGAGUGGAAUAAUAUCCACCUGGACGAGUUCGCCUGUCGUCCCCAGAUCAUCGAGAACCGCGUCAUUUAUCCGAGUGAGGGAGAAAACGCCACCUUCACCUGCAAAGUGACCGGUCUUCCGCUGCCGAAGGUGGACUGGCUGUUUCACAAGCGACCGUUUCCCAAGAAUGACAAACGUCUCAGCGUCACCUAUGCGGUACGAACUUCCGGGCGGGAUAAUAGCGAAAUCUUGGUUUCCGAGCUAACGAUUGUUGGGUUGAAAUCGUCGGACCGCGGGUCCUAUGUGUGUAAAGCCACCAACAAUGGGGGAACGGAUGAAAGUGAGCAGUUCUUUGAUUUGAAAAAGGAACCGGCCAAGCUUACACCGAAUCGAGCGAACGAUAUUUUGUGGAUUGUCCUUUUCGUGGUGCUAGCGAUACUUGUCAUUCUGAUACUGACCAUCAUCGUGCUGUGCUGCGUUUGCCGGAAGGCGCGGAAGUUUAAGAAAAAUUCUUCCCUCAGCGAAAAUGGUUUGGUUAAUUCGAAGAUGGAUAAAUCCACGGAUGGAUCCGUGCUGGAUGGGGGAUCGGUAAUUAUGGAGAUGCAGAAGAGCCUCCUGACGGAGGUUAAUCCAGUGGAGAAACCCCCACGCCGGGCGGACAUCGAAGCGAACGAUAAAGUGGACUACGACGAGGGUCACGAGGUGAAGAAGACACUGCUCGAGGAGACUGGUUUUGCUGCUCAGGAUGAGGAAACGGUUUCGGUGGCUUUGUCGGACACCACACCGCGAUCGCGAGCGGCUUACGUUGACGAUGGCAGCGGUGGUUAUGGGACGGCUAAUCUACCACCGGAUUUGCUAGCCUUCCCCAGUACCCGCUUCCCGCAGUCACCAUCGAUUCAGAGCUCGAUGUCGAACAUUCACGACGGUCGAAUCUACGGCAAAUCGCCUCUCUCGAGUCCGAUCUACCAACACAGCCCCGCGAUGGCAGGCGGCCAGGUUCCGGUGGGCUUCCGUACCCUGCAGCAUCCGAAAACAGGCCGAACGAUAGCGAUUGCCGCACAGCGUUCGAACUCGCCCUUCACACCGGCGCCCCUAAUCUAUCCGCAAGUGGUGAUGAAACAGGGCUACGUAACCAUUCCCCGCAAACCUCGCACACCCAGUUGGACACCGUCGAUCAAUUCGACGGCGACAACGGCAGAGCUGCUACCACCGACAAGUCCCACUUCGAUCGGUGAACUUCCGGCCGCAACCGAGCCGGUUUACGACAAUCUGGGUCUCCGAACGACGGCAUCCGGUAAUUCGACGCUCAAGCUAAACAAAAGCUCGCGCCAAGGGGUAAGCGCCAGCAACAAUACGUAUAGCAUGAAGAAUCGACCACUUCCAGCGACCCCCGGUGGUCAAACGGCUUCCCAAUCGGCAACGUCAUCGGUGCACAAUAGUUCAUCCGGUAGCAACUACGAAUCGAUUCCGGAGCUAGGAGGAGAAGGACAAUCACCACCGGUGAAGCCACCAAUGCCGGUCGGGCUCGAGUCGAUCUACGGCAGAACCCCUACGGGCCUCAACGGUGCUGCCAGUAGUAGUGGCGCCAGCAGUACCAGUAGAAGUAAAGUGCCACCGCGACCACCACCGAAGCCUAAGAAGAAGCCACCGAGCAUAGCAGCGAGCGGAACAGCGGUCAUGAUGCCGAACACUUCCACAGCCAGUGGCAGCGGCCUGGUAAGCACGAGCAGCACCAGUCCGCUGUUCGCCGAAGAGGGCGAAGAUGGUACUGAGGUUUAGGUCGAAGAGCAAAAACCGGCAUUCGCGUGAGUAGUUUACAAAAACAAAACAAAACAAAACGUUAGUAUAUACAUACAUACUGAAUUCGAUACAGUAUAUUCGAUGAAAAAUAGGUAAUAAUUAUUUUUUGUACUCUAUUUGAACGUAAACAUUGAAGUUUAAAAGUGAGAAAAACUAUAUAGCGCGCAAGAAAAAGGCACCACACUUGCUGGUGGUGAUGAUGAUGAUGAUAAAAUUUGAUGUAUAGAAGCGAUAAGGAAAUCUUUAUGAACUCGAUGAAAUAGCAUUACUAUUACCUAUUACUAUAUAUAUAUUACGCCUAGGUAUUAUUGUUUCUUUUAUAAGAAAAUGACAAGAAAAUUUAACAUAAAAAAGUGACAGACGAUGGCAGGCAGGCGGAGGAGAAUCAAAAAAGUUUAAAUCUAGACUAAUGUUGAUAAAACUGUAAGCUACUAAAGUUUGGAUAAUUGCCAGCGCAAUUGUGGUGAAGUGAUAAGGACAUAAUAGCUAUUUAUUAAUGACAAGUGUGUAAGCGAUACUGAUGAUGAUAGUGAGCCACAAGCUGGAGGACGGAUGUUCAGUUUUCGGGUACGCCAAAUUAUACGACAAAGAGCGGAAACUUUCUUAAUUUCAUUUUGCUCGUGCUUGUCUCGAGCUAUUAAAAGGAUCACACUCUAGCUUAAACUCUUCUACAAACAGAUAACCAGGGUAUGAUUUUUUUUGUUUGUUUUCCUUUUUGCUCUAUAAAGUUCAACACGGUACAAAAAUAAUCCGCUCGGAAUUAAUUAGGCAAAGAUUUCAAUUGGAAUUGUCGGCGGAAAAGUGCGGCCAUUUCGGUUGGUGGUGGUUAGCAAUGGCCUAUCGUUUUAAACUGUUAAGACGCUUAGUAGCGCAGGAUGGGGGGUGAAUAUGUUAAAAAAAUUUGCUUCUGGUCGGCUGGCAGCGUGCUUUCACGGGUUGGCGCAUUUCGACCGUAAUUAUAGGCUUUUCCCUUUUCGCGCAGUGGAGUAACUCGCGAUGUUUGUGGCGUGUUUACAGUGCCAGUCGUUACGUAUUGAGGUAAUUUUAAAUCACUAUUAGAUUAACCUUUCGGAGGUAAAAAUUUCGAUGUUUGCUGCUGAAGUGUAAAUUUGAUAGGAGAACAUUUUUUCAAGUAGUUGGUAUCAAAAUCCGGAUUCAAUUUCGAUUCGAUAACCAUAACAUAAAAACUGAUGAUGGUUAUAAGUUAUAACAGAAAUAUGGCCUUAAUCAGGCGGUAUUCGAUUUUUCAUAGAAGUAUGAAAUGGAAAUAUUGCCUAUUUUCAAUUUUUAAUUCCAUUCUACUAAAACACUCAAUAGCAUUUUUUUUGCAUUACAAUACGAGGGAUUGAUAUUUAUGUUUGCAGUCUAAUGAAUUUCGUUGAUUUCUAUCUGCUCCAACGUUUCGGUUCUUUUAUGGGACCAUCAGAUGGGCCUACAAUAUAUUUGACAUUUUACGUACAAUUACAUUGAGACAAAAUUACACUACACGACCCUAUAAUUUGCAAUAUAAUUUCAUAAUACGAAAGGUGUCAUGCACCAUAAAAAGUUGGCCAUAUAAAGUUCACGAAGCAAAGGAGAAAGUGGACUUUCAACGAAUGUUCGUUUCGUUUGUGUAAAAAAGUACUAUAAUGAUUUUCUCCCAUGGAGAGUCGAUUUAAUUUCAACUAAGGACCUUUUUGCUCUGCCGAGUAUUGUCACUGUUCUGUGAAACAAGCCCAUCUUUUAGAAGAUUUAUUCAGAAGUCCACGAAAAUUUUUGUAAUACACUCAAAGUCCCAAGUUUGAAUUUCAGGCUUCACUCAAGUUUAAAACUCGCAGCUGUUAUUGUUGUAACGCAGAUCCUUUCUAAUGCUAAAAAAAUUCCUUUUACUAACAUAAGCAGAAUACACUUUCCGCUUGACCUGUCUUUGAGUGCUUGAGAAAAACACAACCAACCAGGCAUCAAUGCAAGCAAAGGCAAGUUCCCGUCAGCUGCAGAAUUAGUUCUCAAAUCCAUUAAGCAAUCAAAUAGUAAAAAAAAAAACUUGACGCACCUUCCAGAGUACCGAGCUGUGCGUUUCCUGUGCACACUGUUAUCACGAUCCUUCAGCUUGAGCGGAGAAAGUGUGCUGAUUCCGGGACAGAAACUUACAGCGAGCCAGCCGAGUCAAUGUCAUCAAGAGCGAGCGAGAAAUAACUAGAUACAAAGUAAUUAACGCGAACGACGAGAAGCAAAGAAAUAACAUGAGUGCCAAUCGACUGAGAAAAAAAAAACAAAUUUAAAGUUUAAUGAGAAGGAACCGAACUAAAAUUUAACGGCCCAUCAAGUCGGAUGAAAAACACAAACAAAUUAUAAACGAAGGGGGCAGAGGAGGGUUAGGAUUCAAGCAUUGUAUAUAGUAUGCAUAUAAUUAAAAUUAUUACUAUGAUAAUGAAACUGAGCCUGGCGAAGCCGAGAGGAUUGAAGUUUUAAGGACACGUUGGCUAGGUGAAUCUUUUUUAUAUACACAACUUGUGCAAAAAUUUAAAAAAAAACUGAACUCAUUUCGCAGCGAACGAACGGCGGUUGAAAUUUCUGUUUUAGCAUUUCGGAAGGCCAAACUGCUGGCCCCACGACUACUGCCUCUCUAGCGUGCUUAAUAGACGGUUAAGCGCAGAACCAACCGAGGCGGAAACAAAACUAGCUGAAAUGGAAAGAAAACAAAUACAAAUACAAAACAAACGAGAGCAACGAUUAGUAGAAUUAUUUCAUUGUUUGUGCAACUCGGUUUUCCACUUGCAUGCCUUAUUUAGUUUAAGUAUUUGAAUUGCAUCCGUAAACGCUAAGUUACACGUAUGAGAAGGUGAGAGGCACUGUUUACCGCCGGACCUAAUUUCAUUACACAAACAUACAGAGGAAAUAAGUUCAGAGUUACACGUACAAGCAGUCGAAAUUCUGUCUGUGAACAGAAGUUAGGGCGACGAUAGGAAGGGAGGAAGCGGGAAAGGUCGAGUCGGAGGUUCUGUUCGGCAGGCGGCCUUCGUGUUAAGAUCAAGUGUACUUGUAGUCUUAUAAGCCGGAUUAUCGGAGAUUUAUGAAAUCGACAAAUAUAUGCGUUAAUAUAUAUAUGUUUUCCUUUUAGUUAUAAGAUUACUCUUCUCACGAAUGUAUAGCGUGACAGUUUACAAUAUUGAAGCCAGAAAACGAAAACAAAAGAACAUACAUAAUGGCAGCAAAUCACAGCCAGACACACACACACAUACACACAAAGAGAGAUACACGCAACAACAAAAAAGAAAAAAAACCUUGGAGGCGAAAAAUCGAACAUUUAAAGUUCGCUGUAAAGAUGAAAUCGGUGACAGAAGUAAUAAAAAUCAAUUGAAAAAUA
This is a messenger RNA of Wyeomyia smithii (pitcher-plant mosquito), 7430 nucleotides long. It is a transcript of the gene kek5, whose product is annotated as leucine-rich repeat-containing protein 24. The coding region runs from base 1469 to 4063 and encodes 864 amino acids. Gene Ontology annotation, molecular function: protein binding. The transcript has 8 exons. Lineage: Eukaryota; Metazoa; Arthropoda; Insecta; Diptera; Culicidae. The record is from RefSeq and is a predicted model, not a curated record.